Messenger RNA from Tetranychus urticae (two-spotted spider mite), 1860 nucleotides. RefSeq lists its product as uncharacterized. The record is from RefSeq and is a predicted model, not a curated record. Lineage: Eukaryota; Metazoa; Arthropoda; Arachnida; Trombidiformes; Tetranychidae.
CUUCCCACCUUACCAUUGAUUACACUUGUUGCGUUGACUCCAAAUGAAGACAAUCUCAAGGCAUGACUUUCCAUCUUCCUCUCUCUCUCUCUCAUCUUCCACGCCUUUCUUUUUCUCUUUCAUCUUCAUCAUCGUUUCCCUUUCGUCUUAUAUUAACUUGACAAUUUGAUUUAAUUUUGAUCAAAACAAUUUACCGAGAAUCUGGUAAAGUUGAAGCCUUGUCUCGCAACUGCUACCAAAUUACCCAAAGUUAAAGAUCAAUUUUCUUGUUCAAUUUUUCAUUGAUUAACAUCAAUGUAGACAAGAAAGUUGAACACUUUUACUUUGACCAACUGAAUCAAUGAACAUUUUACAGGUUAAACCUUUUUUUGUAUCACAAUUUGAAAAAUUAAAUUGUGUUUCAACGAAAGUUUAAAGUUGAAUCAACUUGAAUCACUUUCAACUUUUGUUUUGACCAAAAACAGAGAGAAAACAUUAUUCUGUUUUUACUUCUGUUUUGUUUCUCCAUUGAGUGACCAUUAGGAAGUUUUAAGACAAUUUGAUAUUAAUGAAGUCUUUAUUAUCAAACCAAGUGACAUGGUUAACCCUGACCUUUGGCCUUGUGACAAUGGUUAAUACCAUUCCAGUGACUAUCAACGAGAAUAACAUUAAUCAACAUUCAAAUCAUCAACCAGUCAAUCCAACGACUAGUUUUAAUCAAAAAGUAAUCCUUUCUUUGCAUCAACAUCUUCAACCAACAUUACAACCAUCAACAUCAUCAACAUCAAUUGCAACAAAAUUAUCAUCUAAUCAAGCAAAAAGUCACAAUCCUAAUCAUAAGGAUAAUUUAGGACAUCAACAAGGGUCAGCAAUCAAGCGGCCUGAGAGGUUAAAAAGAUCUGCAAUGUUAUUGAAUAAAAUAGUGAGCGCCUUACAUAAAGCGAUGGAUAAUAAUAAAUCUCGUUCCAAUAGAAUUUAUUUGGACUCUUAUCAAUCUUCAUUAUCUUCAAGUCAACAAAUGGAUCUUUCGAGGCGAACAGGAUCCAAGAAAAUGUUUCGUAAAUGUUACUUUAAUCCGGUUGCAUGCUUUUAAUCGAGUUUAUUCCAACAUUUGCAGAAAAAUAUUUUCUUUUUCAAGUUAAAUUGACCACUCAAUUUCCUGUUCCUGUUAACAUUUAAACUUGAAAUGUCAAUGAUAGGAUAAAGUGGAAAGAUAAUUGGAGAAAAGAGUUCAAUAAAACAUGAACUAUCGUAAAUCUCAUUCUGGUCACCAAUUCAAUAAUGCAAAACAAAACGAAAUUAUGGUUGCCAUUUCUCUUUUUUUUGGUUGAAACACUUAUCGUCACUUUCAAUUCAAGUCUUUUUUUAAUUUCAAUUUUGGUUCAUUGAAAUUUAAGAUUAAGUUAUUUCAGUGUCAAGCCAUUGAUCAAUGUUUUAUCUUCGAUAUUCAUAAAUGGAUGGAAUCAAACAAGCAUGAUCAACAUUCCCAUAAUUCUCAAUCUCAUCAUCAUGCUUAAUUUCAUUUUGUUCACCUUAAUAUUUGUUUUUUCUUCUGUUAAUAACGAAUCGAUUGUUUUAAUAUUUGUUCAAAAUAAUUCGAAAUAUAUUAAUGCAUUUAAAAAAGCAACAAAAUUGUCUAAUUGAUAAUAAUUCUCAUUUGGAUCAUCAAGAUAACGGAACGAAUGGAUCCACUCAAGGCUAAUAAGAUUUCAUUUUCCUUUUGAGUUAAACUCAUCAACUCGGAACUCUGAAAUUCCAAUCUCGUUCGAUAAAAUACUGGAUUCGCUGAAUAGUCUGUUAAAUUGUUUAAUGUUCAGCUGAAACAAUUGAUUACAAUUGAAUAUUUUUGUAAUUCUGAGUAAUAAAUGUUGAUAUUAAAAA